This is a messenger RNA of Rubroshorea leprosula, 1319 nucleotides long. Lineage: Eukaryota; Viridiplantae; Streptophyta; Magnoliopsida; Malvales; Dipterocarpaceae. The record is from the annotation of a GenBank genome assembly.
CUCAAAAUCAACCAUGUCAAAUUUAACAAGUCAAUUUCAUCUUCUCCUUUUCUUUUCUAUUCCGAUUGCUCUCACCACAGCUCGAUUGGGUAGAUUGGAGGUGCGGUCUAACAAAAAUGUUGCAAUGUUUGUAUUUGGAGAUUCAGUCUUUGAUCCUGGGAAUAACAACUACAUCGACACCAGCAUUGGGGGCAAGGCUAAUUUCCCUCCUUAUGGGGAGACCUUUUUCAGGUACCCAACUGGAAGAGUUUGUGAUGGUCGAAUACUUCCCGAUUUCGCCGCCGCAUAUGUAGGUUUACCUUACUGGAGACCAUACUUAGACCCAGAUAAUCAUAACUUUGUUGUUGGAGCAAACUUUGGCAGUGCUGGUGGAGCCGUGCUUGUUGAAACUAAUCCAUAUACGAUCAACCUUGAACUACAAGUAUUCUACAUGAAGAAGGUAGCAAGUUUGUUGAAGGAGGAGCUGGGAGAUGAAAAUGCAAGUGAGUUAUUGAAGGGAGCCAUCUACCUAAGUAGCUUAGGAGGAGUUGAUUACAUGGCCUUCUCAAAUUCUACCUCUGAUCCUACUGAAGCUGAGAUGGAAGCUUACGUAAAAAUUGUCAUUGGCAACAUAACAAACGCAGUGAAGGAUAUUUAUGCAUUGGGUGGAAGGAAAUUUGCAUUCCAAAAUGUUGGACCACUGGGUUGCCAGCCAGAAAAUAAACAGUCAUACAACACUACUGGUUGUGUGGAACUGCUACAAACUUUAGCAUCUAUGCAUAAUGACGUUCUAAAUACUGUUGCUGAGGAGUUAGCUAGCGAACUACCAGGAUUCAAAUAUUUAAUAUAUGAUUACUUCACUACAGUAAUGGAAAGAACAGAGAACCCAACAAAAUACGGUUUCAAGGAAGGGGAUAUUGCAUGCUGUGGCAGCGGUACUCACCGAGGCGACGGUUGUGGCUACCUGACAGUAGCAUAUGAACUGUGCAGUAAUCCUAAUGAAUAUGUGUUUUUCGAUGGCGGUCAUCCUACCGAAGCAGCCAACAUUCAGUUAACUGAGCUGUUAUGGAAUGGAACAACAAAUGUUACUUGGCCUAUAAACUUGAGCCAACUUGUUGAACUCGACAGUACUGAUGUCAAGGUUUCUACCGAGAACGUUGAUAUUUUGAUUGAUCAACGAGUUGCUUCCGGUCGGGUAUCGAAGGCAAACGUGUAGGAUAAUAAAUUUCAAGGUUUGCAGGAGGAAAUUAAUUAAAACUUAUUUUGGGAAGUAAUUAAGUUGAUGCUGUUAUUGCCGAGUAUGAAAGGAUAUUGCCCGUUAAUAAAAGGAUAUUUAUGUU